Raphanus sativus (radish) is the source of this 1398-nucleotide messenger RNA. RefSeq names its product putative F-box protein At1g47390. The record is from RefSeq and is a predicted model, not a curated record. The transcript has a single exon. NCBI's taxonomy places the organism in Eukaryota, Viridiplantae, Streptophyta, Magnoliopsida, Brassicales, Brassicaceae. Bases 80 to 1201 code for a protein of 373 amino acids. Gene Ontology annotation, molecular function: protein binding.
GUUUACGGAAUAAACAGUUGAAACCCUAGUUGAAAAAGCUUAAUCAGCAAAGUAGUUAAUCUGAAAGCAAAAGACCCUAAUGGCUAACCAGGAGCAGCUUCCAUGGGAUUUGACUGAAGAGAUCCUCUCUUGUGUCCCUCCUGAAUCUCUUGUCCGGUUCAGAACCGUCUCCAAACAAUGGAACGCUCUUUUAAGAGACAAGACGUUCAUCAAAAAACACAAGACCAAGAUGACGUAUCGAUUCAUCUUAGCAACCAAAUCCAAGAUUUAUUCGGUGAGCGUCAAUCCAGAGAUCGAGGUGCUUGACUUGACGUUAGAUAUUCCUGCUUUAGAACCUCCUCAGUUACCUAGACGCUUGAUGGAUUGCGAUGGGCUUUUGCUAUGUGACAUGGGUAAAAGAGCCAUGGUUUCGAACCCAUGGUUAAGACAGACUAGAUGGGUCGAGCACGAGGGUGACCAUAGUGGUCUUCUAUUCAGUGGCAUAGGUUAUGAUGAUGAUAACCGUUACAAGGCCAUUGGGACUCAUUGGAGGCAACUAGAUCCUCUAAAGACAUUUUGGAAAACCCUUGAUUUUUUAUCCGACGCAUGGAAGGAACAAAGAGGUGUGAUUAAGUCUAGUGGUACUAGUAGUAAUAGUACUACUGAGGAAGCUAGACCUGUUACUAUGCACAGUACCAGCGGUGUGUCUUUGAAUGGAACUUGGUAUCGUGUUGCUUCUUAUAACGAAACCAAGUACUUGUACUUCAUAGUUAACUUUGAUUUUACUAAGGAAACAUUCAACCAGUUUUGUGAUCUGCCGUGUGAGGAUAACAAGCAUGAUGAUGCUCUUGUUCUUAGGGUAUUUAUGGGAGAUCGGUUUUCGUUGUUAAAGCAAUCCAAUCUAACAAAGAAGAUUCAGAUUUGGGUAACCAAGAACAAGAUUCAUAAACAGGAUGGUAGAUAUGUGGAAUGGAUGAAUUUCAUGGAAGUGUCAGUUCCUAACUUGCCGGAUUUGGUACAGCCAAGUUACUUCAUCGACGAUAAAAGGCUUGUAGUGUGCUCUUGCGACAAAGAUGGUCAGGCUUGGAUCUAUGUUGUGGGGAACAAUAACUUGAUCAGUAAAACCAAAGUAGAUCAUGGUGUCGAUUGUUGGCCUACGCAUUGUUCCUUUAUUCCCAGCUUGGUCUCGGUUCCUGGAGGUAAAAGAGAAGAAGCGGAAUGACUAGUUUCAUCUCAUUACAUUCAGCUUCUUGUUUGCUUCUUGAAGAAGCUUCGGUUGAUUUGGGUUUUGUGGUUUUCUUUAACAACUUUCUUUGUUGGAAGUAGAGAUUUUGCUAAGUUUCCUUUUUGUUUUUGUUUUGCUUUUAUUUUGUCAGAAUGGUUUCUUUUAUAAUUUUUUGGAGCAAACAAAAUUAUGUU